This is a messenger RNA of Fukomys damarensis (Damara mole-rat), 1606 nucleotides long. RefSeq names its product RNA binding motif protein 17 (gene Rbm17). The transcript is spliced from 12 exons. Gene Ontology annotation, biological process: mRNA cis splicing, via spliceosome; alternative mRNA splicing, via spliceosome. Gene Ontology annotation, cellular component: precatalytic spliceosome. The coding region runs from base 218 to 1435 and encodes 405 amino acids. Lineage: Eukaryota; Metazoa; Chordata; Mammalia; Rodentia; Bathyergidae. The record is from RefSeq and is a predicted model, not a curated record. Gene Ontology annotation, molecular function: RNA binding.
AUGUGCCUUUCCCGUUUUCGCGGUCCGUCCUGACGCAGUUGCCCUGUCUGUACACCCCAGUAACCCGGAUUGCGUUCCCACUUGGCCUCACACAGCCCAAGACUCGGGGAUUGGAGGGAAAUAGAGCUGUUUUCUUCUGGGCCCGCAGAACUAAGGGUUGCAGAGGUUGGCAUCUCUCAGAAACAGGAGCUGACCCGUACAGCGUUAAACUACAAAGAUGUCCCUGUAUGACGACCUGGGAGUGGAAACCAGCGACUCAAAAACGGAAGGCUGGUCCAAGAACUUUAAGCUUCUGCAGUCUCAGCUUCAGGUGAAGAAGGCAGCUCUCACUCAGGCGAAGAGCCAAAGGACAAAACAAAGUACUGUCCUUGCUCCAGUUAUUGACUUAAAGCGAGGUGGCUCUGCAGACGACCGGCAGAUUGUGGACACACCACCACAUGUCGCAGCUGGCCUGAAGGACCCUGUUCCCAGUGGGUUUUCUGCAGGAGAAGUUCUGAUUCCUUUAGCUGACGAGUACGAUCCUAUGUUUCCUAAUGACUACGAGAAAGUGGUGAAACGCCAAAGAGAAGAGCGACAGAGACAGCGGGAGCUGGAGAGGCAGAAGGAGAUAGAAGAGAGGGAAAAGAGGCGUAAAGACAGACAUGAAGCUAGUGGGUUUUCAAGGCGACCAGAUCCGGAUUCUGAUGAAGAUGAAGAUUAUGAGCGGGAGAGGAGAAAAAGAAGUAUGGGGGGAGCUGCUAUUGCACCACCUACUUCUCUUGUAGAAAAAGACAAAGAGUUACCCCGAGAUUUUCCUUAUGAAGAGGAUUCGAGACCUCGAUCACAGUCUUCCAAAGCUGCUAUUCCUCCUCCAGUGUAUGAGGAACAAGAUAGGCCAAGAUCUCCAACCGGACCCAGCAACUCCUUCCUUGCUAACAUGGGUGGCACAGUAGCACAUAAGAUCAUGCAGAAGUACGGCUUCCGGGAAGGCCAGGGUCUGGGGAAGCAUGAGCAGGGGCUGAGCACCGCACUAUCCGUGGAGAAGACCAGCAAACGAGGGGGCAAGAUCAUUGUAGGUGAUGCCACAGAGAAGGGUGAAUCUCAAGAUGCAUCAAAGAAGUCGGAUUCAAAUCCAUUAACUGAAAUACUUAAAUGUCCUACUAAAGUGGUCCUGCUGAGGAACAUGGUUGGUGCAGGAGAAGUUGAUGAAGACUUGGAAAUUGAAACCAAGGAAGAAUGUGAAAAAUACGGCAAAGUUGGCAAAUGUGUGAUAUUUGAAAUUCCUGGUGCCCCUGAUGAUGAAGCAGUACGAAUAUUUUUAGAAUUUGAGAGAGUUGAAUCAGCAAUUAAAGCUGUUGUUGAUCUGAAUGGGAGGUAUUUUGGUGGCCGGGUGGUAAAAGCAUGUUUCUACAAUUUGGAUAAAUUCAGGGUUUUGGAUUUGGCAGAGCAAGUUUGAUUUUAAGAACUAGAGUCAUCUCAGACACCCUUAAACGAGCUGCGGACUGAGCAAACACAAUGAUCCUUAAAAGAUCUGUGAUCUGAGCAGAGAUGGACAAAGCUGGUGAAUACUGGGACUGCUGGAGGGACUUCUGAUAAAUAUGUUGACUGAUCCUUUUUUUAUUUUAUG